This is a messenger RNA of Fukomys damarensis (Damara mole-rat), 1769 nucleotides long. It is a transcript of the gene Dram2, whose product is annotated as DNA damage regulated autophagy modulator 2. The record is from RefSeq and is a predicted model, not a curated record. Gene Ontology annotation, biological process: photoreceptor cell maintenance; regulation of autophagy. Gene Ontology annotation, cellular component: lysosome. The coding region runs from base 649 to 1446 and encodes 265 amino acids. The transcript has 11 exons. NCBI's taxonomy places the organism in Eukaryota, Metazoa, Chordata, Mammalia, Rodentia, Bathyergidae.
UCCCGGAGCUGGACUGGCCGCUCGGGAGCGCGCCCAGGGCCCCGCCCCUUGUGCUAGCUGAGGGCAGGUUCCGAGUUCCGCCCCGGACAGGCAGGGUCCCCUGGUUAAGGUAGGCCGAAAGGUGGGGUCGGGGAAACAGGACUGGCUCUGGCGCCAACGCUCCCUUUAGAGAGGUUUGUCUGAAGGUGGGGAAGGGUGAGCCUAGGAAGUCGGCGCAGCCCGGCGUCCUCCAGUCCAGCGGGUGGCCUGCGGGCGAGGCGCUCCCGGAUCGCGCUCCCUCAGGACCACGCUGCGGGGCGCCGAGAGGAGCAGGACAGUCCUUUGAGGGUUUGAUGGUUUUACAGAUUGGAAUACUGUGACUCAGAAGUUAAGUGACCAGCCUGAAAUAUACAGUUGGAAAAUGAAUUUAUAAAUGGCACAGGUUUGAACAGUUUUGAAGACUGAAAUUUUGUGAACUUGUAGAACAGGAGCUGGGAAUGUAAUGAUGAAUAAAACGAUUGUUUCCUGCUAUAAAAACUAGUGAGAAAGAUAAAACUGAAUAAGCAAAUUACCAAUAAGCAUGAUGAGUGUUCUGGUUGAAGGAGUACAGGGUGCUGCUGGAAAAAACAGAGAAACUCAGCCGGAGCCAGAAAGAAAGACCUGAUUGAAAUGUGGUUUCAGCAAGGCCUCAGUUUCCUUCCUAUAGCCCUUGUAAUUUGGACAGCUGCUACUUUCACAUUCUCAUACAUUAUUGCAGUAACACUCCACCAUGUUGACCCUGCUUUGCCUUAUAUCAGUGACACUGGAACAAUGGCUCCAGAAAAGUGCUUGUUUGGGGCAAUGCUUAAUAUUGCUGCGUUUUUAUGCCUUGCUACCAUUUAUGUUCGUUAUAAGCAAGUUCAUGCCCUGAAUCCUGAAGAGAACCUUAUCAUCAAAUUAAACAAGGCUGGCCUUGUACUUGGAAUACUGAGUUGUUUAGGAGCUUCUCUUGUGGCAAAUUUCCAGAAAACAGCCCUUUUUGUUGUACAUGUCAGUGGAGGUGUGCUCUGUUUUGGUAUGGGCUCAUUUUAUAUGCUUGUUCAGACGAUCCUUUCCUACCUAAUGCAGCCCAAAAUUCAUGGCAAACAAAUCUUCUGGAUCAGACUGCUGUUGCUUAUCUGGUGUGGAGUAAGUGUACUUAGCAUGUUAACUUGCUCAUCACUUUUGUACAGUGGUGACUUUGGCACAGAUAUAGUACAAAAACUUCACUGGAACCCCAAGGAGAAAGGUUAUGUGCUUCAUAUGGUCACUACUGCAGCAGAAUGGUCUAUGUCAUUUUCCUUCUUUGGUUUUUUCUUGACUUACAUUCGUGAUUUUCAGAAAAUUUCUUUACGUGUGGAAACCAAUUUACAUGGAAUAACCCUCUAUGAUACUGCUCCUUGCCCUGUUAUCAAUGAACAAACACGACUACUUUCAAGAGAAUUUUAAUGAAAGGAUAAAAGGUUUCUUUGAUGUUUAUGAUUCUCAGGGAUAGGGGGAAAAUUCACAAACACUGCUUACACUCUGAAAUUUUCAACCAGUUAAGGCUAUCUGUGACACUGAUGAAUAGUGAUAAUCAGGAGACGUAAAGCCAUUUGAUAGUUAUUUUAAAGGAUAUCAUUUAAAAAUAUUUAUGCCUGUACUUUUUAUCAUAGAAAAUAAAACCAAAGGACUACAGCAUUGUAAUUUUUUUCUACUUUAGGAGAAACAACCUGAAGUGUACCAAGCAGUCUGUAUAUCUCAGCCUUUCACAAUUUAUAAGUAAAAGCAUG